GGGGGGCCGCCGGAGCAGCUCGCCGUUCACCAUGUCUCUCAAGGAUCAGCUCAUCCACACUCUCCACAAACAGGAGAGUCAUGCCGAAAAUAAGAUUAGCGUGGUUGGCGUGGGUGCAGUUGGAAUGGCCUGUGCCAUCAGCAUCCUCAUGAAAGACUUGGCUGAUGAACUCGCCCUUGUUGAUGUUGUGGAGGACAAGCUCAGAGGAGAGAUGCUGGAUCUCCAGCAUGGCAGCCUCUUCCUUAAAACUCCAAAGAUUGUCUCUGGCAAAGAUUACAGUGUGACUGCACACUCCAAGCUGGUCAUCGUCACUGCUGGUGCCCGGCAGCAAGAAGGAGAGAGCCGCCUUAACUUGGUCCAGCGCAACGUGAAUAUCUUCAAAUUCAUCAUUCCCAACGUCGUUAAAUACAGUCCUGACUGCAAGCUGCUUAUUGUCUCAAACCCAGUGGAUAUUCUGACCUAUGUGGCCUGGAAGAUCAGUGGCUUCCCCAAGCACCGUGUUAUUGGUAGCGGCUGCAAUCUGGACUCUGCCCGUUUCCGCCACCUCAUGGGAGAAAGGCUGGGCAUCCACCCCCUGAGCUGCCACGGAUGGAUCGUUGGAGAGCACGGAGAUUCCAGUGUGCCUGUCUGGAGUGGAGUGAAUGUUGCUGGCGUCUCUCUGAAGGCUCUUCAUCCAGACUUGGGAACUGAUGCAGACAAGGAGCACUGGAAGGAGGUCCACAAGCAGGUCGUGGACAGUGCCUAUGAGGUGAUCAAACUGAAGGGGUACACGUCCUGGGCUAUUGGCCUUUCUGUGGGAGAUCUAGCUGAAAGUAUUAUGAAGAAUUUGAGAAGAGUGCACCCCAUCUCUACCAUUGUUAAGGGCUUGCAUGGAAUAAAAGAAGAUGUCUUCCUAAGUGUUCCUUGUGUACUGGGCAGUAAUGGCAUCACUGAUGUAGUCAAGAUGAUCCUAAAACCUGAGGAAGAGGACAAAUUAAGGAAGAGUGCAGACACACUGUGGGCAAUCCAGAAGGAACUACAGUUUUAAACCUGCCCAAGCAGUUUUUGGCUCUUAGCAGUUUAAUGGGUUUAGUGGUUUGUCUUACGUUGCACUUUCCAAGUAAGUCAAAUCUUUCAAUGUAUUAUCUCAACUAGAACACACAAAAAAGCUGAAGUCUGAACAAUGGAGUUUCCUGAAGAUAGCACUA
Ficedula albicollis (Collared flycatcher) is the source of this 1187-nucleotide messenger RNA. Its product is annotated as L-lactate dehydrogenase A chain. Gene Ontology annotation, molecular function: L-lactate dehydrogenase (NAD+) activity. The coding region runs from base 32 to 1027 and encodes 331 amino acids. Gene Ontology annotation, cellular component: cytoplasm. The record is from RefSeq and is a predicted model, not a curated record. Gene Ontology annotation, biological process: carboxylic acid metabolic process. The transcript is spliced from 8 exons. NCBI's taxonomy places the organism in Eukaryota, Metazoa, Chordata, Aves, Passeriformes, Muscicapidae.